CUUUUAUUGCAUGCAGAGACACGUAGGAUGUAUGUACGCAAUUACAUAAGUUGUAGUUGUUUUUUGAAAAAUUUGUAUUUAAUCAGGCAGUUUGGGGUCGUUGAGCCCACGCGUAAUGUUCGUAAGCUCAUUGUAUGUACAGAUCACUGCUCUAAAAUUAGAUGAUCGCUUCGCGAAAAAUCUCUGACCAACAUCACACGCGCCACACUGUUUCAUUUUAAAAUCCAAUAUCCGAUAUUUCUGCCAGAAAUACACUCUGCCGUCUCGUCUCGUACAUACAGAAUGGAAGCUUCCUCUCAAAUACAUUUUUGUUUUCAUAAACCUUCGAUUUGUGACCUUCGGGUCUUCUUAGUUUAAAUAUACAUAGUUUUAUUGUAGGACUCUCUGUUUGCAUAAGGGAAUUUAUGAUUGGUUCGGAUAGACGACAUAUUAUUAUGCAAAGUAUUAAUUAUUUUUUCAAAAGCGGACAACUAAAAAGGAACUCUCACUAAGAUAACAACAGGCACACUUAAAACAUUCGUAGAUAAACCGUAGCAGAUAUAAGAGUGUUCGCUAAAGCACGUGGAUUGUAAUGUGACAGGGUGGCGGUAGGUACUUGAAACAUAGGCAACCAAAUGUACGUGUAACCUUUAACCAAUGAAAUCUCAAAACGCGUUCAAAAACAAGCCUUCAACGGUUACUGGAAGCACAACGUUUACCCAUGGAUGUUUAUUGUUAAUAUAUCGAAGUAAUUCGAGAAGUGCAUCAAGUUUAUAAACAAUACGAUAAAAAAAGCAAAUAUGGCUACACCGAACCGCCGUAAGAGGAUUACUUUAAACUCGACUGCGCUAAACUCUUCAAUGGAGUACCUGAAACCAAUGGAUGAUGAAGCACAGCGAAGAGAACGAAGGAGCAUUGUUAAUAUACAGAAGAAGAUGAACAGCUUUAAUGCAUCAAAUGCUGAUGCCUCUGUAUCAUCAAUUGGUGAUGAGGAAAUCGAAAAUCAUUUUGAUGUCUGUCUUAAAAUGUAUGCUGAAAAUAAAAUAAACAUAAAAAAUGCUUGGCAACUAAGGGUUAUAGAAUACAUGAAGACCAUGGUAAAAUCUACGAGAUUUGGGAAGGAUUCCCUGAAAGUGGCAAGCAGCUCUUUGGAUGUGAGCGCCAAAGUGUAUGGUAUUAGGGUAGAUGAUAUAUACACAGAAGGGUUUAAAUUGGCUUCUCAGAUGUCUCAAAAUGCAAAGAAAAAUGAUGACGCUGGUGAUCUUGGUGAUGAUGGUGGUCCCAGCGAAACGGGGGAGGAAGUUCCAGCCCAGAAAGUAAAGAAAAAGAAGAAGAUGGGUUUGAACAAAGGCGCGAAGCAUUGCGUGGCUAAAGAUAUUAACACCUUGGUGGGAAAUGUGCAGAAAGGAGAAACGCCUCUUUUCUUAACGCAGACGAACGCAAAAUUAAGUGCCGUCGAUAAUUAUUUUACAGCUCGGUUGAAUAAAGAACGAUGUGGAACGAAAUUUGCACUAAUUGGAAAAGCCAAUGAUUUUGUCAAUUGUGAUGACACAGAUGAAAUCAUGAAUAUAAAUAUGAAAUUACUUGGUGAUAAUCAGAACGUUACAGUUGAUAUAUGUCCGUGCUUUCGUGAUUUUGCUCUUGAUGUAUGGGAUCCCGAGAACGAUGAAUUCUCUAUCAACAAAACUAUGGAUGAUUUGCUAUUGGACGGAAAUGGUUUGCCUAUACCUGAGCUCGAUGGUUCUAUAAGAGACAUAUUUGAACCUGCAGAUGAUCUAGUUAGUUCCGGUGAGGAAGAGGAAAACCCUGAAGCGCAGCUUGCGAUUAGAGGCGAAGUUGCCAGUAUUGUAGACAUGAGGCCUGUAGAUCAAAGUUCUUACGAUACAAAUGACUAUCUCUAUCAAAGCCUCGAGAUGCCCGGUCGGAAAAUGCUAUCUCAAAUAUGGGCAGGUCCCAGUCAUUGGAAACUGAAACACAUCAGGCAAAGGCCAUCGUUGAGGUUUUCCGGAGUUUCAGAAAAAGCCGCAGGAGUUCCUCAGCAGAAAAAGCGAACGAAAAAGGAUAUUGCACCGUUAGUGUUCAAUGAAGACCUUUUGCCGCAAGUUGACUUUCAAAAAAAAGUGGUGAAGAGGAAAUUGCGCAUCAACGAUCCGGAAAAAGUCCAAACCCCUAUCAAUUAUAUACCAGACAUGAUGAAACACCUCUGCAGUUUCAUGAUGAAACCUUUCGUCGCGGAUUUCGGAAAGUUCAAGAAAACCCAACCUGCCAAUGAUGACUACGAAGUUGGCCCAUACAAUUAUGGCAAUCCCAAUGACUCGCAGUAUUGUCCAAAGAGUAUGGAGGAGAACGCGGACGACUGUCCAGCCGAUAUGGAUGUGAUGGACAACGAUUGCGGUGGUGGUUUCGAGGAGGAAGAGGAAAUCGAGGCUCAGAACCAGCAGUUCAUCGGGGAGAAUCUGAUAGAUAUGCCUGAAAUGGUGCAGAAUAUAAAAAUAAAUUAUGCAACGCAUUCGAAGAAGAUCGACAUGAAGAAGCUUAAAGCGAAUGUGUGGAAGGUGCUGAUUAAGGAUAAAUCUAAUGAGCAGAUUAUCACGGAGGAUAUGGCUGCAAAGGAGGCGCAUAACAUUAAUUUCUCGGAGAUCUACAAGAAGCUCCCGACCAUGAUACCAAAGAAGAUGGAAGAGGAGCUGAGUUGUCCUUUAGCCUUCUUCGCUUUACUACAUUUGGCAAACGAGCAAAACUUGAAGUUGCUUGGUAGCAGCGAUAUGACUGAUAUUAUGAUAGAACAAGACUACGAUCGUUGACGAUUCAGUUAGUAUUUUUUUAUUAAGUUAUUGAUAUAUUAUUUUUUUAU
Messenger RNA from Nicrophorus vespilloides, 2833 nucleotides. It is a transcript of the gene barr, whose product is annotated as condensin complex subunit 2. The coding region runs from base 780 to 2783 and encodes 667 amino acids. Gene Ontology annotation, cellular component: condensin complex. NCBI's taxonomy places the organism in Eukaryota, Metazoa, Arthropoda, Insecta, Coleoptera, Silphidae. Gene Ontology annotation, molecular function: chromatin binding. The transcript has 8 exons. The record is from RefSeq and is a predicted model, not a curated record. Gene Ontology annotation, biological process: mitotic chromosome condensation.